This is a messenger RNA of Oncorhynchus gorbuscha (pink salmon), 3058 nucleotides long. Its product is annotated as F-box/WD repeat-containing protein 2-like. Gene Ontology annotation, molecular function: protein binding. The transcript has 9 exons. Lineage: Eukaryota; Metazoa; Chordata; Actinopteri; Salmoniformes; Salmonidae. Bases 254 to 1642 code for a protein of 462 amino acids. The record is from RefSeq and is a predicted model, not a curated record.
UCACCAUCUCAGUGAAGUUUUAACAUUUUGACAAAGGUGAAAGAGAUUGACCCGGAACAACAUAGCUAAGUAGCCGGAAAGAGGUUUUCUGAAAUAGUAGUUUGCAAAAAGAGGGAUGUAUCCAGCUAGAUUGGACCUGACUAGGCCAAGAAUAAGUUUUUCCUGUCCGCAUUGGCUAGCUAGCUUGUGAGCUAGCAUAAUACCUCUCACCGAUACGGGUUCUACGGGAAAUGGUCGACGUUCUCAUGUGCCCAUGGAGAAGGCGGUCUUUGAGGGGUGGCUGGAGUCAGUCUCCGCCUCUUUCCUCUCGCUUAGUGACCUGCAGCGCAACCAGUCCCUGGACCAGCUCAUCUCGCUGAGUAAUGCUGUCCAGCUCCGGCACUUGUCCAAUGGGCUGGAGGCGUUGCUUAAGAGGGACUUCCUGCGCCUGUUGCCCCUGGAGCUCACUUUCUACCUGUUGCGGUGGCUGGACCCGCAGACCCUGCUUACCUGCUGCCUGGUGUGCAAGCAGUGGAACAAGGUGAUCAGCGCGUGCACGGAGGUGUGGCAGGGCGUGUGUCGGGACCUGGGCUGGCGAAUCGAUGACUCCAUCCAGGAUGCGUCCCACUGGAAGGGUGUCUACCUCAAGGCCAAGCUGCGCAUGAUGCAGCUGAAGAACCAGGAGGCAUUUGAGACGUCGUCGCUCAUCGGGCACAGUGCCCGUGUCUACGCCCUCUACUACAAGGACGGCCUUCUUUGCACAGGCUCUGAUGACCUUUCUGCCAAACUGUGGGACGUACGUACCGGGCAGUGCGUCUACGGCAUUCAGACGCACACCUGCGCCACGGUGAAGUUUGAUGAGCAGAAGCUGGUGACUGGUUCCUUUGACAACACCAUUGCCUGUUGGGAGUGGAGCACGGGGGCCAAGAUCCAGCAGUUCCGUGGGCACACGGGUGCAGUGUUUAGCGUGGACUACAAUGAUGACCUGGACACACUGGUGAGUGGCUCGGCCGACUUCUCUGUGAAGGUGUGGGCCCUGUCGGCAGGCGCCUGCCUCAACACCCUGACGGGACACACCGAGUGGGUCACCAAGGUGAUUCUCCAGAAGAGUGAAGUAGAGUCCAUGGUCCACUGUCCUGGCGACUACAUCCUGUUGAGUGCUGAUAAAUUUGAAAUAAAGGUUUGGCCUAUAGGCAGGGAAAUCAACUGCAAGUGCUUGAAGACUCUGUCCGUGUCAGAGGACCGCGGUGUGUGUCUGCAGCCUCGCCUGCAGUUUGAUGGCCGCUACAUUGUCUGUAGCUCGGAUCUGGGGGUCUACCAGUGGGACUUUGCCAGCUUCGAUAUCCUCAGGGUCAUCAAAACACAGGACCCUGCCAACCUCUCCCUGCUCAGCUUUGGUGAGGUGUUCUCGCUCCUCUUUGACACAGACUUCCUGUAUGUCAUGGAUCUGAGGACAGAAAAAAUAACUGGCCGCUGGCCCCUGCCCGCCUACAGGAAGUCCAAACGAGGCUCCAGCUUCCUGCCUGGAGUCACCUCCUGGCUCAAUGGGCUGGAUGGGAGAAAUGACUCUGGCCUCGUGUUCGCCACCAGCAUGCCCGAUCAUAGCAUUCACUUGGUUCUGUGGAAGGAAAACACCACUAGAGGUGAAACCUACGAUGGCUAGGUUGUCAACUGCCAUGUAAACUGGGUGCUCUGACUUGAAACCCAUAGCCAAGUUAGAUAAUGCAUGGACCACAGUGUUAAUGUUUUUUCUACCUUUUCUUUCUCGACACAUGCUCUCAUAAUCAAACAUCAUGCAACGUGCUUUCAGAAAGACUAUUGGAGAUGGUUUCACCAACUGAAACGCUGCUAUGAAUACAAGGGGAUGAAAGGCCCAGUUCAGAGGGCAAAGGCAGCGGUUGGUGGUAGUUCCAACCCUGCCAUGGAUUCUCUCUUGAAGGAAAUACGACGACUGGGAGGGUGGCUGAAUGAAGACGGAACUCUCGAGAAACUGCGUGGUCAUGUCAGGUUCCACAGCUGUAGAUAUUUCCCAUGUAUUACUAUGUAUCGGGACCUUUACACUUCGGACAGGGUUCUUCAAGCAGCUCAGAGACGGGGAGUUGCCUUAACACAGUACUACUUUACAAUUAAAUACAUUAUGACUGUGUCCUAGGUUUUUCAUAGGCUGACCAACCAUCCCCAUGAAAGUUCCAUGUUGAUAUUUUUCAAAGUGGUUUAGUGCAUUGGAUUUGUACAAUGUGAAGAGUUUGUUGGAUAUUCAGUGUAACUCCAUUGUUGGAUAAUGCUUUUCUUAGUGGUGCUUGUUUUAAAAGUCAACUUGAGAAAUUUAGUCGUGCCUUUUUCGUUUGAUUUAAAUAUCCAUCUGUGUGAUAAGAAUUCCAUUACCCAGGCACACUGCAAUAACAUGACUGUGUUGUACAUUUUCUUUCAUACUAUAACAAACUGCAUACAAUGUAUUUCUAAUACCACUAUUUACCCUUCAUGAUUCACUUGAAUAUAUUUUGUGAAUUGCAGUAUUGAAGUAUAGACCAAGUUCAGUUCUAAGUUAUUUUUCUAAAAGCCUUUGAGGUUGGAAGUUUUCACAAUGUAGUGAUUUGAAAGUGGGCAAUUCCACUUUGUUACGGCCUGAAUUUUAAAUGGAUUCAAUUGAUAUUUUGUCACCGGCCUACAUAAUUUCACCUUUACACCACAAAGACCAGGGACCUAUUGGUAGAAGGGUUAAAAAAAAAAAAAAAAAAACAUUGAAUUUUCUUAAGAGCAUGGUGUAGUUAUGACACUUUAGAUGAUGUAUUAAUGCACUCAUUUACUACAAAGACAUGGGCUUCCUUCCUGACUCAGUUGCUGGAGAGGAAGGAAACCGCUCAGGGAUUUCACCAUGAGGACAAUGGUGACUUUUAAAACAGUUACACAGUUGAUUGGCUGUGAUAGAACACUUAGGAUGGAUCACCAACAAUAUAGUUACUAUACCAUACUAACCUAAUUAACAGAAGGGUAAAUAAGGAAGCAUGUACAGAAUAAAAAAUACUCUAAAACAUGCAACAUGUUUGCAACAAGGCACUAAAUAAAUUCUGAAAAAUAA